GUCAGAUUGUGUGUAGGGGCAGGGGCGUGUGUUUCGGUGCGGUUACGUACGAGUUGGUUGUGUUAUGCUAACCAACGGACCUAGAAUGUUACGAGGACGUGUGAAACAUUUACUGCACUGUAUUUUUUAUUUCUCCUUCAUAUUUCUGUUCCUCGUAUUUGCUGGUGCAAUUAAUUUAAAUGAAGAGGAAAAAGCGAUUCCCGAUCCCUGGGAGACUUACGGAUUUUAUGGAGCAAGCAUCCUCUAUCUGCUCAGGCUGUGUACCUUGCUGACAAUACCCCAGGUCCUGUGCAAUUUUGCUGGAUUAGUAUUUUUCAACUCCUUUCCAGGAAAGGUUAAACUAAAAGGUUCCCCAUUACUGGCGCCCUUCAUCUGCGUCAGAGUCGUGACUCGCGGUGACUUUUCGAAGCUGGUGAAGACUAAUGUAUCAAGAAACAUGAACACCUGUAUUGAUGUUGGCAUGGAGAACUUCAUGAUAGAAGUGGUCACAGAUAAAGCUUUGAAUCUUCCAAAGCACAGAAGAGUAAGAGAAGUGGUGGUGCCAUCUGAAUACCAGACAAAGAGUGGGGCUCUGUUCAAGUCUAGGGCGCUUCAGUAUUGUUUAGAAGAUAAUGUCAAUAUAUUGGCAGAGACUGAUUGGAUUGUGCACUUAGAUGAAGAGACUCUGUUGACUGAAAACUCUGUUCGGGGUAUUUUAAAUUUCGUGCAAGAUGGCCAGCACCAAUUUGGGCAAGGGCUGAUUACGUAUGCUAAUGAGCAAGUGGUGAACUGGCUGACCACCCUGGCAGAUAGCUUCCGAGUGGCGGAUGACAUGGGCAAGCUCAGGUUCCAGUUUUAUUGGUUCCACAAGCCUCUGUUCAGCUGGAAAGGCUCUUAUGUAGUUACACAGAUGGGAGCAGAGAAGAAAGUGUCAUUCGACAACGGGUUGGACGGAUCAGUGGCUGAGGACUGCUACUUCGCCAUGAAAGCGUACAUGGAAGGGUACUCAUUUAAUUUUAUAGAAGGUGAAAUGUGGGAGAAAUCCCCAUUUACCUUAUGGGAUUUUAUGCAGCAGAGAAAAAGAUGGAUUCAAGGUAUUCUUUUAGUAGUUCAUACUAAGCAAAUACCGGUACUUAAUAAGAUAUUCCUAGCCAUAUCAUGUUAUUCUUGGGUAACACUGCCCCUGUCGACUAGUAACGUAUUUCUGGCCGCUCUGUGCCCGAUCCACGGCCCCCAGUUUCUGGAUGUAAUAUGUGGAUUCAUUGGGGCUGUAAAUAUUUACAUGUACAUUUUUGGGGUCAUCAAAUCUUUCCCCUUAAAUAGAUAUGGUCCUAUCAGAUGUAUUCUGUUUGUGGUGGGUGCAUUGGCGACUAUUCCUCUGAAUAUAAUUAUUGAGAAUAUUGCUGUGAUAUGGGGUGUGUUAGGGAAGAAGCAUAAGUUUUAUAUAGUGAACAAGGAAGUUAAGGUCCCGGUGACUGUGUGAUUCUUGGUUUGUGAUUCUCCAGUUAUUGGUAUUGUUAGGUUUUGUUACUGAGGUAAGGUAAGUGCACAAAAUACUUUAGUGAAAUCAUUCUGCACUUAAACUCGAGUGUGUUGAGAAU
Messenger RNA from Leguminivora glycinivorella, 1580 nucleotides. Its product is annotated as beta-1,4-mannosyltransferase egh. Gene Ontology annotation, cellular component: cytoplasm. The coding region runs from base 65 to 1462 and encodes 465 amino acids. Gene Ontology annotation, molecular function: beta-1,4-mannosyltransferase activity. Lineage: Eukaryota; Metazoa; Arthropoda; Insecta; Lepidoptera; Tortricidae. The transcript is spliced from 3 exons. The record is from RefSeq and is a predicted model, not a curated record.